AUACCGAAGCUGGAUCGAUGGCGGGCUCUGGGAAAUUCUGCGAUUUGGGCGGUGUUGCUUCUGGGGCUUGGCGGCCACUAGCGUCAACAGCUCAAGCUGGGCGAGAGAGAGAGAGAGAACAGCUCUCGACGACAUCACCUUUCUUCCCACUUUGCUCUUCAUCUCCAUCUCAUUCAUUAAUUCCUUGAUUCUCUACGACCGUCUAAUACUUCUCCGACUGUUGUACUUUUGAUUAUCCGCUUUCCUCGCCCUGUGUCUAGCCACUAUCUCUCGCCAUGCCUAGCGCCACGGGAGAGAACUGGGAGAAGUACAAGAAGAACUUCGCUGAUGACGAAGAGCCUGAGAAGAAGAUCACCCCUCUCACAGAUGAGGACAUCCAAGUACUCAAGACAUAUGGCGCGGCUCCCUACGCAAAUGCAUUAAAGAAGCUAGAGAAACAGAUCAAGGACAGGCAAGCGAGCGUGAACGAGAAGAUUGGUGUUAAGGAAUCCGAUACGGGCCUGGCACCUCCACACCUUUGGGAUGUAGCUGCAGAUCGACAACGUAUGGCAGAGGAGCAACCAUUGCAGGUGGCUCGCUGCACAAAGAUCAUUCAGGAUGAGAAGGAUGCCGACAAGAGCAAAUAUGUCAUCAAUGUCAAGCAAAUUGCCAAGUUCGUCGUGAAUCUAGGGGAGCGCGUGAGCCCUACGGAUAUCGAGGAGGGCAUGAGAGUUGGUGUCGAUCGAAACAAGUACCAGAUCAUGUUGCCACUUCCCCCCAAAAUCGACCCCAGCGUGACGAUGAUGACCGUCGAAGACAAGCCCGAUGUGACAUACGGAGACGUCGGAGGUUGCAAAGAACAAAUUGAGAAGCUACGAGAAGUCGUCGAAAUGCCACUACUAUCCCCUGAGCGGUUCGUCAACCUGGGUAUCGAUCCCCCCAAGGGUGCUCUACUGUACGGUCCUCCCGGUACCGGAAAGACCCUCUGUGCCCGAGCUGUGGCCAACCGAACGGAUGCCACUUUCAUUCGUGUUAUUGGUAGUGAACUGGUUCAAAAAUACGUCGGUGAAGGUGCCCGAAUGGUCCGCGAGCUCUUCGAAAUGGCCAGAACCAAGAAGGCAUGCAUCAUCUUCUUCGACGAAAUCGAUGCCGUCGGUGGAGCUCGUUUCGAUGACGGAGCGGGCGGUGAUAACGAAGUGCAACGCACCAUGCUUGAGCUUAUCACGCAGCUGGACGGGUUUGACGCUCGAGGUAACAUCAAAGUCAUGUUCGCAACCAACCGACCGUCAACUUUGGAUCCUGCCCUGAUGCGCCCUGGACGAAUUGACCGCAAGAUCGAGUUCUCGCUGCCCGACGUCGAGGGCCGUGCUAACAUCCUCCGAAUCCACGCCAAGAGCAUGUCUGUGGAGAGAGAUAUUCGAUGGGAGCUGAUUUCUCGACUGUGCCCUAAUGCUACGGGAGCAGAGCUGCGAAGUGUUGCAACAGAGGCGGGCAUGUUCGCCAUCCGAGCUCGACGGAAGGUUGCGACAGAGAAGGACUUUUUGGCGGCAGUGGACAAGGUGAUCAAGGGUAACUUGAAGUUCAACUCAACAGCAACAUACAUGCAGUAUAAUUAG
This is a messenger RNA of Aspergillus ochraceoroseus IBT 24754, 1595 nucleotides long. RefSeq names its product proteasome regulatory particle base subunit RPT1 (gene rpt1). Gene Ontology annotation, molecular function: ATP hydrolysis activity; ATP binding; proteasome-activating activity. Gene Ontology annotation, cellular component: proteasome regulatory particle, base subcomplex. The record is from RefSeq and is a predicted model, not a curated record. The coding region runs from base 276 to 1595 and encodes 439 amino acids. Lineage: Eukaryota; Fungi; Ascomycota; Eurotiomycetes; Eurotiales; Aspergillaceae. The transcript has 4 exons. Gene Ontology annotation, biological process: proteasome-mediated ubiquitin-dependent protein catabolic process.